Messenger RNA from Hymenoscyphus albidus, 879 nucleotides. The record is from the annotation of a GenBank genome assembly. Lineage: Eukaryota; Fungi; Ascomycota; Leotiomycetes; Helotiales; Helotiaceae.
UAGGCACUCUUCUAUGCACAACACCACGAAAUAACUAUACAAAAUCACAAAAAAUGGAUCCGAUUGAUGCUGCAAACGCAAAAUCUCUGGAUGAGUUUGUGAAGGAGUACCUUCCCGCGAGGUGAGUGCAAACGUCUUCAUUUUUCAUCUCAUCUCCCUGCCACUUCAUCUUUCCACCAUGGAUCCAUUGGAAGGAAUAUCAAACUUCUUUUCGCGAAAUAGGGCUGAAUCUGAAUCUAAUUCUGUUACAGCGAGGAAUGGAAAUCAUGGGUUCAUCCCAAGAGCAAGGCUUCAUACCAAAUCACCCUUCAGCCCCCGAAAGCGUUGUCCAUCUCCGAUUUUGAUGCCUGCUUCAAUCUCAUCCACAGCACCAGCUACGAGCACUACAAAAAUUCCAAAAACGGCUGGAAACCUCGGUCCAAAACCAACGAGAUGAAGCUACUAGAUCUGAAAUAUUUACUCAUCAAAAACGACCAGGCAACUGUCGAAGGAUUCGUCUCCUUCAUGCCGACUUUCGAAGAUGAUUACCCAGUCAUAUACUGCUACGAGAUCCAUCUAUCUUCAGCCCUACAAGGGUAGCCUCGUCACUCCCCUCAAAUUCUGCACGUACUGACCGGCUUCGUAUGCAGGACGGGACUUGGUACUACUUUGAUACGGAUGCUUGAAGCCGUUGCGGAGAAAAUCCCCGGUACUGAAAAGGUGAUGUUGACAUGCUUCAGAAGUAAUGCAAAGGCCAUGGCUUUCUAUGAGAAAAUGGGCUAUGGCAAGGACGAAUUCUUACCUCCCCCAAGAAUCCUACGGAAUGGAACCAUAGUCGAGUCGGAAUACGUGAUUCUUAGCAAAAAUAUUGAAACAAGUAGGUUUGGAGGCCCAAACUGA